UACAUUUUGUUCUGUGUGCGCCUGGUUUUCGGAUUUUGGUGUUAUUUUGUGCGUGUUUCGUUUUAUUAUUUUAAUAAUAUCAAUUUCUGUAUCUAUCCCUGUAUCCCUUUAUUGUAUUAACCAAUUGGACGCUCAUUGAUAAAGACAUGCGACUAGUAAUAACUGGUUCCAGUAUUUUCUAUUAUUGACGAUCUGAAGUGUCCCUACGUAAUUCUUGUUGGAUAGUCCUACACCUGCUAAAUAAUGGCUGAAAAGGCGUCGGGUGCGAGUGGUACUAACCAGCCUAUUGUGAAAAUAGGUCACUACACCUUAGGAGCAACUCUUGGAGUAGGAACCUUUGGCAAAGUGAAGAUUGGGGAGCAUCAAUUGACCAAGCAUAAAGUGGCAGUGAAAAUUCUAAAUAGGCAAAAAAUUAAGUCCCUGGAUGUAGUAGGAAAGAUCAGACGAGAGAUACAGAACCUAAAACUCUUCCGUCAUCCCCAUAUCAUCAAGCUGUAUCAGGUGAUAUCAACCCCAACAGAUAUCUUCAUGAUUAUGGAAUAUGUUUCUGGCGGAGAGCUGUUUGAGUAUAUUGUGAAGCGAGGCAAGCUGCACGAGCAUGAGGCUCGCCGGUUCUUCCAGCAGAUCAUAUCUGGAGUGGACUACUGCCACCGCCACAUGAUCGUCCACCGGGAUCUGAAGCCGGAGAAUCUACUGUUGGAUCACAACAUGCAUGUGAAGAUUGCAGACUUUGGAUUGUCCAAUAUGAUGAUGGAUGGUGAAUUCUUGAGAACUUCCUGCGGGUCGCCCAACUAUGCUGCUCCUGAGGUGAUAUCAGGCAAGCUGUAUGCCGGCCCCGAGGUGGAUGUCUGGUCCUGCGGAGUCAUCCUUUAUGCACUACUCUGUGGAACUUUACCGUUUGAUGACGAGCAUGUGCCAACCCUGUUCCGCAAGAUCAAAUCCGGAAUAUUCCCAAUACCGGAAUACCUGAACAAGAGUGUUGUGAGUCUUCUCUGCACGAUGCUGCAAGUGGACCCGAUGAAGAGAGCCAGCAUCGAGGAUGUGAAGAAGCAUGAGUGGUUCCAGAAGGAUUUACCUGGUUACUUGUUUCCUUCGCCCGUUGAGCAGGUAGACAGUAGCGUGAUAGACACGGAAGCGAUAUCCGAGGUCUGUGAGAAGUUUGGCGUGAAGGAACAUGAGGUUCACAACGCACUGCUAAGCGGAGACCCCCACGAUCAGCUGGCUAUAGCCUACCACCUGAUUAUUGAUAACAAGAGGAUAGCUGACGAGGCUGCUAAAGCUGAGAUUAAGGACUUUUAUGUUGCCAGCAACUCCCCCCCCGCGCCGGCGCUGUCAGAAGCCCAUAAGCCGCACCCGGAGCGCAUCGCGCCCCUCCGCGAGCAGCCGCCGCCCGCCGACCGCGCGCCCAUGCGAGGGACGCCGGUCAAGAGAGCGAAAUGGCACCUCGGCAUCCGUUCACAGAGCAAGCCGAACGACAUCAUGCUGGAGGUAUUCCGGGCUAUGAAGGCGCUGGACUACGAGUGGAAGGUCAUCAACCCCUACCAUGUCAGAGUGCGAACGCUCAACAAAAUGACCGAAAAAUACGUGAAAAUGUCGCUCCAGCUCUACCAAGUGGACUACAAGUCUUACCUUCUAGACUUCAAGUCUCUUUCUGGAGAGAAGGAGGACAGUGAUGACGAGGCCACGUCGCCGCUAGCGCCGCCGCCCCCCAUGGCCCCGCCCGCCGCCGGCCCGCCCCAGCCCCAGGGCCAUCACACCAUGGAGUUCUUCGAAAUGUGUGCAGCACUUAUCAUUCAGCUGGCUAGGUAAUUUUUGGUUAGGGUUGCCAUAGGGAAAAAGAUUGGCGAUUGGUACUAUUGUGAAGUUUAUUAGGUAACUUUUUUUGGAUUUGAUCGGAGUUUUGUAAGCGUAAAUUAUGGUAUCAAAAAUAUGGAAUCGUUUGCUGACUAGAUUAUUUAACGGGUUGUAAGUAAAUGGACCGAUUAGUAAGAGGUAGGAACUCUGUAUUAGAAGUGUGCCAAUAGUGUUUUGGUAAAAAUAAUUCAUGUGGCGGUGGUUUAAAGAUAAUGAUAGGAUCAAUUAACAACAGCCCCAACUACGAAAUUAGUGUUCAAAAUGGAAUAUACUUUACAAAUUAACAAAUAUUAAAUGAGUAAGUUUAAGAAAACAAGAGAGAUCGGAUGCUUAGUAAUUAAGGUAAAAUAUGGCUUCCUAAUAUAAAAUAUCAAAUUUAAUAUAGGACCAUUGCUUUCAAAAUAAAAUUAUUGUUAGGUAAA
Molecule: messenger RNA, 2276 nt
Organism: Plutella xylostella (diamondback moth)
Lineage: Eukaryota; Metazoa; Arthropoda; Insecta; Lepidoptera; Plutellidae
Source: RefSeq, a predicted model, not a curated record